UCUCUCUCCCUCUCUCUCUCUCUCCCCCUCUCUCCCUCUCUCUCUCCCUCUCUCUCUUCCUCUCUCUGUGCAGGUGUUGUGUCCUGCUGUAAAAGUACCACCAGUGGCGCCCCUUCACCCUGCAGAUUGCCCCUCCACCCUGCAGAUUGCCCCUCCACCCUGCAGAUUGCCCCUCCCUCUCUCAGGCCACAGUACAGGUGGUAACAUGGUGGUGUAACAUGCAACCUCCACACAAGCAUUACUCACACGCCCUCCCCCACUUUAUCCCCCUUUUCUCUCCUCCCCUUCUCCUGGUGUAUAAGAGUCAGCCCAGACAAUCGUGGGCUCAGUCUAGUCGACUUUAGAGAGAGGAGAGAGAGAGAGAGAGAGAGAGAGAGAGAGAGAGAGAGGAGAGAGAGAGAAUACAGCACAAGACCUCUGGAGUACCACUGGCAACGGGACGAUCUUUUCUGGAACAGUUUUCUUUGACACACACAGACUCGGAGCGGCAGCAUGUUGUUGAACAGGGUCUGGCAUGUGGUGUGUGUGCUCUGCUGUGUGUGUGUGUUGGUGUGUGUGAACGCGGAGGAAUAUGAAGUGAACUACGCGGACAACUACGAAAACGAGAUUACACAGGACCAACAGGACGGGGACUCCCCUGUGACCACCUGCCAGGCUACAGACCUCUCUCGCUGGAACAAACUCUUCGUGGCUCUGGAGGACUCCCACCAGAGGGAUAUGAUGCUGAUGGAAGCCCUGGAGCAACGCUGUGGAACCCCGGGAGUCUGUCAGCAGUGCCUGCCCGCCAUCGAGGCAGUUUGUCGGGGGCAGGCAGAGCAGGCGAGCCCAAGGCUCCAUCGAGGCCUAGUGGAGCUGAAGGAGGAGGUAACAGAACGAGAGGGGAGGAUGAAUUCUUCACUACAGCAGAUCAGACAGGAGGGAGCAGAAAGUUAUGGGAGGAUGAUGGCUGUGUUACAUCAUCUCGUUCAGAACAGUAGAGAGCAGAACCAUAGACUACAUCGAUUGGAGGAGAGUAAGCUGAGAGGGGAGGUGACAGAAGGGGCUGGAUCUAUAGGAGCCGGGCAUAGAGAAGCAGAGCCAAUCAGGACAGGGCAUAAAUUGAAUGGGUUUAGGGGAGGGGCUUAGUGGGACAGGUGGCCCAAUAGGGACGAGGCCUGGCAGUGUAAGGGUGGGUCUCGGACUGGGUUUGGGCAUGAAGCUGUUCCCGUCAAGCACAAAGAAACAGGAAGUGGCAUCAUCGCCAUCAUCGGACCCGGGAAAGAUUGAGCGGCCUCUGGUUGCUAUAGCGAUGGAACUGCAGAAGGCACAGACCCAGCUGGGCCUAAUAUCCUCUGUAGGGAACGAAGGAUGAAAAAAGACGAGGAGAUAUUAAAGGAAGGAUGUCUGAUGGAUAUUGUCCUCUAUCAGGGACUGAAUUAAAACUAAAAUAUAAACGGAUUGAAAUUUUGCACACUAACAUAUCACCUUUUUAUACAUUAGUAAAGCAAAACAAUCGCCUUGAAAUAUGUUUAGUAUUCUUUUUAAAUUCUGUAUAAUUAAAAGAAAUGCUCUGUGACUCUAAUUGUGUAAGUGAUGAAUAAAGAUUUGUUAAACCUUUUAA
Messenger RNA from Salmo salar (Atlantic salmon), 1600 nucleotides. RefSeq lists its product as uncharacterized. Lineage: Eukaryota; Metazoa; Chordata; Actinopteri; Salmoniformes; Salmonidae. The record is from RefSeq and is a predicted model, not a curated record. Gene Ontology annotation, biological process: innate immune response. Gene Ontology annotation, molecular function: complement component C1q complex binding.